GCCGCUGCCGGAGCCGGCGAUUCGGCUUCUGCGGCGUCCCCGCUCGGCCCUUCUCUCCAAGUCCUCUCCUCCUUCGCCGAUCAGAAUAAUAGAAGAAUUGUCCUUGCUCUGCAAAGUGGACUGAAGAGUGAGGUGACAUGGGCUUUAAAUGCUCUUACCUUGCUCUCCUUCAAAGAAAAGGAUGAUCUUCGCCGAGAUGCAACACCCCUUGCUAAGAUCCCUGGACUGCUAGAUGCUCUCCUUCAAGUUAUUGAUGAUUGGCGUGACAUAGCUCUUCCUAGGGACUUCACAAAACCAGCGAGGGUAAGAACGCUGGGUGCAAAUUCGACGGUUACAGGGUUUGGUUAUGAGUAUGAUACAACAAGCUCGACUGACAUUCCCUCUAAUCAAGGUCCUGGAAGUGAUUCUGGGAAAGCAGAUGCGUUUACUCGCAAAAAGAGGCAUUCGGUUGAGUGGUGGUUUGAGGAAGAUGGCUUGUUUAAUGUGGACGAAGAAGGUCGAGCAGAAAAACAGCAGUGUGCUGUUGCUGCCUCCAAUAUUGUUCGUAACUUCUCUUUCAUGCCAGAGAAUGAGGUUGUUAUGGUCCAGCAUAGGCAUUGCCUGGAAACGAUAUUUCAGAGCCUUGAAGAUCAAAAUACAGAAGAUGAGGAACUUAUAACCAACAUGCUUGAGACAAUUGUCAACUUAGCUCCAGUGCUGGACCUGCGAAUAUUCAGCUCUAACAAGCCAUCUUAUAUAAGGAUGACUGAGAAACGUGCUGUUCAAGCUGUUAUGGGAAUGCUCGGAUCGUCAAUCAAGGCAUGGCAUUGUGCAGCUGCUGAAUUGCUCGGACGCUUGAUAAUAAAUCCUGACAACGAACCGUUUCUUCUUCCUUCAGUACCGCAGAUCUACAAGCGGCUAGUCGAUCUGCUGAGUUUACCAGCAGUAGAUGCACAGGCGGCUGCAGUAGGGGCACUCUACAACCUCACUGAAGUGAAUAUGGACUGCAGGCUGAAGCUCGCCAGCGAACGAUGGGCCGUUGAUCGGCUCUUUAAGGUCGUGAGGGCUCCGCAUCCCGUACCAGAGAUCUGCAGGAAAGCGGCACUGGUUCUGGAGAGCUUGGUCUCGGAGCCUCAGAAUCGGCCUCUGCUUCUAGCUCACGAGAGCACCUUUGCGGAGAUACUGAUGUCAGAUGGAAAACAUGCUGAUACCUUUGCUCGUAUACUAUACGAGCUUACAUCGAGGCCGAACAACAAAGCAACAACAGCCCGCGGCGUUUGGGGAAUGUGAGCUUAUUCUCAAUCGAGGCUGGAGGAUUAAGUUGCAGUAAAUGCGUUCCUGUGAUUAUCGGGACUUGGUUUUUUCUGACUGAAAAAGAUACGGGAAAAAGAAAAAAGAAGCAUAUGCUGAUUCUCAUGUAGAUUGUUAUGGCAAAUGUUGUUACAUUAUGUAAUCUUUUAUUGAUUUCUGACGAUGUUAUAGUCGAAUGUUACCUUAAAUUUGGGAGUGAGGUCGGAUGUUGCUUACAUCUAAGUACAUACUAACAAUGUAUUCAACUAGAGGAAAGCUUAUUUUCUUAUUUUGCUCCUAUUGAUCUUGUAAUCUAUCCUGAAACCAAUGAACCAACUUGUUAUUCUCAGCGUCUAAAUGUUUCGAAAUAAA
Messenger RNA from Ananas comosus (pineapple), 1641 nucleotides. Its product is annotated as armadillo repeat-containing protein LFR. The record is from RefSeq and is a predicted model, not a curated record. NCBI's taxonomy places the organism in Eukaryota, Viridiplantae, Streptophyta, Magnoliopsida, Poales, Bromeliaceae. Gene Ontology annotation, cellular component: nucleoplasm; brahma complex; SWI/SNF complex. Gene Ontology annotation, molecular function: nucleosome binding. Gene Ontology annotation, biological process: positive regulation of DNA-templated transcription; regulation of transcription by RNA polymerase II; chromatin remodeling.